GGUUUACUGGGAGGACCGGAAGGACUCGAGAGGAGGCUUACACCAUGGCGGGUCCUGUCAGCUUACGGGAGCUUCUAAUGGGAGCUUCAGCUUGGACGAGCUCAGAAAGUCCCGGAGAGUCCCCUACAGAGGGCGGAGCGAGCGCGGCUGGCGGACCGGAGCCCCCCUGGCGAGAGGAUGAGAUCUGCGUGGUGGGAAUCUUCGGAAAGACGGCUCUGCGCCUGAAUUCUGAGAAGUUCUCUCUUGUGAACACCGUGUGCGACCGGCAGGUCUUUCCCCUCUUUCGCCAGCAGGAUCCUGGGGAUCCAGGGCCCGGAAUCAAGAGCGAGACUGGCACGGCUGGGGAGGCUGGUGGAGCCGGGGACCCUGGGGCUGCCGCCGGGGACCCCGUUCGGGGCGGUGCCUCUGCCGCGGAAGGUAGCCGAACCGAUCCAGGUUCCCAGGACUACAGCCUUCUGCAGGCCUAUUACAACCAAGAAAGCAAAGUUCUCUAUCUUCUUCUCACUUCCAUCUGUGACAAUUCACAGCUUCUGCGAGCUUGUCGGGCCCUUCAGAGCGGGGAAGCUGGAGGUGGCCUCUCUUUACCUCAUGCGGAAACGCACGAGUUCUGGAAGCAUCAGGAGAAGCUGCAGUGCCUCAGUCUCCUUUACCUUUUCUCCGUCUGUCACAUCCUGCUCCUGGUCCAUCCCACUUGUUCCUUUGACAUCACUUAUGAUCGAGUGUUCAGAGCCCUGGAUGGACUGAGACAGAAAGUACUGCCUCUCCUCAAAACAGCCAUUAAAGAUUGUCCGGUGGGCAAAGACUGGAAGCUUAAUUGCCGACCUUGCCCACCAAGGCUCCUUUUCCUCUUUCAACUCAAUGGCGCCCUCAAGGUGGAACCCCCUCGGAACCAAGACCCAGCUCAUCCAGACAAGCCCAAGAAACAUUCUCCCAAAAGGAGACUGCAGCAUGCCCUGGAGGAUCAAAUCUAUAGAAUCUUCCGGAAGAGUCGUGUCUUGACUAAUCAGAGUAUCAACUGUCUCUUUACUGUGCCUGCCAACCAAGCUUUUGUGUACAUUGUCCCCGGAAGCCAGGAAGAGGACCCAGUAGGCAUGUUGCUGGACCAACUUAGGAGUCACUGUACUGUUAAGGACGCGGAGUCUUUGCUGGUGCCUGCACCCCUUUCUGGGCCCAGGCGAUACCAGGUGAUGAGACAGCACAACCGACAGCAACUUUCCUUCCAUAUUGACAGCAGCAGUUCGAGUUCUUCAGGCCAGCUAGUGGAUUUCACUCUCCGGGAAUUCCUAUGGCAGCAUGUGGAGCUAGUCUUAAGCAAGAAGGGCUUUGAUGACAGCGUGGGCAGGAACCCACAGCCUUCCCAUUUUGAACUUCCCACUUACCAGAAGUGGGUCUCAGCAGCUUCAAAACUGUAUGAAGUAGCUAUUGAUGGGAAAGAGGAGGACUUGGGUUCACCCACUGGGGAGCUAACAUCUAAGAUUUUAAGCAGUAUUAAAGUCUUGGAAGGGUUUUUGGAUAUUGACACAAAAUUCUCAGAAAACCGAUGCCAAAAAGCUUUACCCAUGGCCCAUAGUGCUUACCAGUCAAAUUUGCCUCAUAAUUACACAAUGACUGUUCAUAAGAAUCAGCUUGCCCAGGCUCUUCGAGUGUACAGUCAACAUGCUAGAGGUCCAGCCUUUCACAAGUAUGCCAUGCAGUUACAUGAGGACUGCUACAAAUUUUGGAGCAAUGGCCAUCAGCUCUGUGAGGAGAGGAGUUUAACUGAUCAACACUGUGUACAUAAAUUUCACUCAUUACCUAAAUCAGGAGAAAAACCAGAGGCUGACAGAAAUCCUCCUGUGCUGUAUCACAACAGUCGGGCUCGAUCCACUGGUGCCUGUAACUGUGGCAGGAAACAAGCACCUCGAGAUGAUCCCUUUGAUAUCAAGGCAGCUAACUAUGACUUUUAUCAGCUUCUGGAAGAAAAAUGUUGUGGAAAAUUGGAUCAUAUCAAUUUCCCAGUAUUUGAACCAAGUACUCCAGAUCCUGCUCCUGCCAAAAAUGAAUCCUCUCCUGCCCCUCCAGAUUCAGAUGCUGAUAAACUUAAGGAAAAAGAACCUCAAACCCAAGGAGAGAGCACAAGCCUAAGUCUAGCUUUGAGUCUGGGCCAGUCCACAGAUAGCUUAGGUACCUAUCCAGCUGAUCCGCAAGCAGGAGGAGACAAUCCAGAAGUUCAUGGUCAAGGAGAAGUGAAAACUGAGAAGAGGCCAAACUUGGUUGAUCGACAAGCAUCCACAGUUGAGUAUCUUCCAGGCAUGCUACAUUCAAAUUGCCCUAAAGGUCUCCUACCCAAAUUCUCCAGCUGGUCUUUGGUUAAACUAGGUCCUGCCAAAUCGUAUAACUUUCAUACAGGUUUGGACCAACAGGGCUUCAUUCCAGGAACAAACUAUCUUAUGCCUUGGGACAUUGUCAUCAGGACUAGAGCUGAAGAAGAAGGAGACUUAGACACAAAUUCUUGGCCUGCUCCAAAUAAAGCUAUUCCUGGAAAGAGAAGUGCAGUUGUAAUGGGAAGAGGAAGACGGCGAGACGACAUAGCUCGAGCUUUUGUGGGCUUUGAGUAUGAAGAUUCUCGAGGUCGGAGGUUCAUGUGCUCGGGACCUGACAAAGUAAUGAAAGUAAUGGGAAGUGGACCCAAGGAAUCAGCUUUGAAAGCCCUAAACAGUGAUAUGCCCUUAUAUAUUCUGUCAUCAUCUCAGGGUAGAGGGCUCAAACCACAUUAUGCUCAACUUAUGAGGCUUUUUGUAGUGGUUCCUGAUGCUCCUUUGCAGAUAAUACUAAUGCCUCAGGUUCAGCCAGGCCCACCACCAUGUCCAGUAUUCUAUCCAGAAAAACAAGAAAUCACUCUCCCACCUGAUGGCCUUUGGGUUUUGAGAUUUCCUUAUGCAUAUGUGACUGAGAGAGGACCUUGUUUCCCUCCCAAGGAAAAUGUACAGUUAAUGAGCUACAAGGUGCUCCGUGGGGUUCUUAAAGCAGUAACACAGUAAGAGUUUUCCAGCUAGUCUAAUCUUAAGGUUGAGCUGAUUUCUGUUGUGGGUUGGGGAUUUUUUUAGUAUAUGUAUUCUGUGUUUUCCUAAACCCAAAAAUGUGUUUUGGUUACAGGAGUUCAGUAUUUGGACAAUAAUUGUUCUAUUAUUUGAUGGUAUCAUUGAUAUUUAUUGUAAAUAGGACUACAACUUCAAAAUAAAGAUUGGUUGUUCUAGAAAAAGAGAAAUGAAUAUAUGGUUAAUACCUCUUUUUUCUUGUUUUUGUUUCACUGUACGUAAUAAAACAUGUGGUUUUUUUUUAAUCAUAAAUUAAUGUUGUAUAACCAUGUUGGGCCCAAACUGUUUUGACUAAAAUGAUGUUAUAGCUGGGAUUUUUUUCUUAAGAUGCUGCUCCCUGAAAUUAUCUUCAAAACAGAAUGGUCCAUUAGGUUAUCUGGUAAUGAAACAAGGACUAAUUUGACUUAAUUGCAGAAAAGAAAUGAACAAACAAAAAACUAGAUGUUUUGCUCACAAUUCUGGUACUUUAGAUUGUUUUGUUCUUAGUAUUUCAUUCUUGAACUGUUGAGACACCACAUCUUAAAUGAAUGCCAGCUGAACUUAAAACUUUUUAAUCCAAGAUAUUAAUCCUUUAUUCUUGAAUAACUCUUCUACUGUGAAGCAAUUUACUAGGUAUUACAAAUCAGUCUAUAGUAACUUUUUCUAGCAUCAACAUGGUACACACCAUGAUAUCACCCUCUAAUUGGUGAUAUGUCACCAAUUAAGUAAGUGUGCAAAAUAAGUUAACAUAUCAAAAACUCUAGUGUAAUUGGUUAUGUUUUCCUAUAUGCAUGAAAUUUGAAAUGCUGGACUAGUAAAAUUGGAGAUUUUAGUCUCAGCAUAUAUGAACUUUUUUUUAAUUAAUUAAUUUUUUUUUUUUGACAGGCAGAGUGGACAGUGAGAGAGAGAGACAGAGAGAAAGGUCUUCCUUUGCCAUUGGUUCACCCUCCAAUGGCCGCCGCGGCUGGCGCACUGCGGCCGGCGCACCACGCUGAUCCGAUGGCAGGAGCCAGGUACUUAUCCUGGUCUCCCAUGGGGUGCAGGGCCCAAGUACUUGGGCCAUCCUCCACUGCACUCCCUGGCCACAGCAGAGAGCUGGCCUGGAAGAGGGGCAACUGGGACAGAAUCCGGUGCCCCGACCGGGAGUAGAACCCGGUGUGCCAGUGCCACAAGGCGGAGGAUUAGCUUAGUGAGCCGCGGCUCCAGCCAGCAUAUAUGAACUUAACACAUCUUUUGAAGUUAUUAUUUGUGUUCUUGUAAAAUUUACUUAUAAGGCAGAGGCAGAGACUUCAUUAUUUGGUUCACUCCCCAAAUGCCUGCCAUAGCUGGGGUGGGGCCAGACCAAAGCUAGGAGCAUCCAACAAUUUGAAUCUCCCAUGUGUGUGGCAGGGACCCAAGUAUUUGAACUAUCACCUACUGUUUUCCAAGGUAUACAUGAGCAGGAAGCUGGAAUGGGACGCGAAGCCAGGACUCGAAUCCAGGCUCUAUAUCAUGGGAUGCAGGCAUCUCAAGAGGUGUCUCAACUGCUGUAUCAAAUGUCUGUGUCCUGUUAUUUGGGUUUUGAUUUAGAAAUAUAUAGGGAAAAACAUAACAGGCAGCUGAUUUAGAACUAUAAUGUAAUUAGGUGUUUGUUAAUGUCUAUUAUAGUUUGUUUAGGAAAAGGAGAAUGAGAGCCCAUUUGAUCUUACAUCCCAUCUUUGUUCUUCACUCUUUCUCUGAUAACAAUUUUGAAAAUCACAAUUACUAUAUGCUAAGCGUGGCUCUUGGUUUCAUUAAAUUGCAUACUGCAUUUAGAAAGUACAGCUAGAUUGCCCUGUAGGACAUGUUCUAAUAGUUUUUGUUUUAUUUCAAUAACCUUAGAGACUUGAAUAACAGAUUGUAUAAAAUUAUAGGCUAAAGUUCUGUAAGAGAAUAGUUUUAAAAAACACGCUCUGAAAAGCAAAUUCUUUUUCUUCUUUGUUUCCUUUCUUUAUUUUUGGUGUCAUCCUAUGUGAAACUUUACAUUCCUGCUAAAAUUUGUAAAUGAUUUUCUUGAUUAUUUUGUUACAGAAGCCACCCUAAUUUGAAUUUCUAUAGAAUUUUAAAGACCAAACUUUUAUGCUAAAAGAUAAUUUCAGUACUUAUUCAUGUUGGUUUGUAUCCAUAAAUAGGUUCACAGAAUAGGAAAGUGGGCUAUACAGUUUGUACUGCUUAACUACCUUCUCUUUAGUCAUAUAAACCUUAUUUCAGCACAUUUCAAAAAUGAUGAUUUUAUUAAAUUGUACUUUUUCUGUAGCAGUA
Molecule: messenger RNA, 5336 nt
Organism: Oryctolagus cuniculus (rabbit)
Lineage: Eukaryota; Metazoa; Chordata; Mammalia; Lagomorpha; Leporidae
Gene: SMG8
Product: SMG8 nonsense mediated mRNA decay factor
Biological process (GO): nuclear-transcribed mRNA catabolic process, nonsense-mediated decay
Source: RefSeq, a predicted model, not a curated record